AUGACAGCCAAAGAGCGCCAAGCUCUGGAAGCUCUCAAAGAUCCCCUGACCUUUCCACCUAACAUUGACGAGGACUCCGAAGAUUUCAAUAUCAACGAUAUAUGUGAUGGUGCCGACACACUCUCUAUUAGCCAUGCCAGGGGGGAGUUUGGAGACCUUGUGAGAGGUGUUCUUGGUGAGGUUUGGAGAUUAAAGGGUCGAGAUGGUGCUCGCAGGGCUCAAUGUGUUGACAAUUGCAUGCGGCAUGAUCGUGUUCUAUGGAGAAAUGAUGCUUUCAAUGAGCAAAUACAAGGGAUGACUGAAGCAUACCUUAUAUGGAGCCUGGAGAAAUCACAGAAGGGCUUUAAGAAUUUUUUGGAUCACCUAUGCAGCGAAGGGACUGAUGAUGUUAAUGGUGGCCAAUGGCCAGUAACUGUAGUAGACACGUUAUUUGCUGAGAAAUUCAUACUCAAAAUAUCAUCGACCAACAUUACCAUUGCUUCUGCGCUCGUUCAUCAAGGCAUUAUGCCUUGCUCCCCAAUAUCGCCUGUCAUGGGCAUAACAUCAGAAGCCCUUGAAUUAUAUCGGGUAGUGCACCUCAGGAGCCCUCACUUAUCAAUUCAAGCUUUUAUUAAGACUAUAUGUGAUUUACUUGGGGUUGAAUUCCAACGACAACUCUCACGUCAAUUUUCAUCUUCUGUAGGUGCAGAUACUCAAGAGGACCUAGAUGAAGAGGAGGUGGCAGAGGAGGUGGCAGAGGAAGCCUUGAGGAGUUUGCAGGACAUCAUCCUCAUCACUGAUGACUUCUUGUGGCUUCAGGUUCUUGAUGAUGGUGAGGGAGAGGAGUAG
Molecule: messenger RNA, 828 nt
Organism: Suillus discolor
Lineage: Eukaryota; Fungi; Basidiomycota; Agaricomycetes; Boletales; Suillaceae
Exons: 4
Coding region: 1-828 (275 amino acids)
Source: RefSeq, a predicted model, not a curated record